Messenger RNA from Owenia fusiformis, 1206 nucleotides. Lineage: Eukaryota; Metazoa; Annelida; Polychaeta; Sabellida; Oweniidae. The record is from the annotation of a GenBank genome assembly.
AUGUUGGCGCGUAGCUUAGUUCAGGGGCUGUCCAUAGGGACGAAGAACAUGUCAACUCUUGCCAGUUACCAGAGUGUACGUCGUAGCAAACAGAUCAGAUAUGUUGUUACUGGGCUAACUAUAGGGGGCGUUAGUAUAUAUUAUGCAGUUACAAAUAAGGCUUAUGCAUGGUGGGGCAGUAGUGAUCUAGACAAGUCAAAAUGGAUGGCGGAUGCAAUAACAAAACCAGAUACACUAAAAGAGGACAAGGACAACAUGAGAGUAAAGAUGGAGCUGCUAAUUAUGAGAAUUCAGGGUGAGGUUUGCAGGGCACUUGAAGGUUUAGAGCCAGAACAUCAAAAGUUUAUGGUCGACAGAUGGGAAAGAAAAGAGGGUGGAGGGGGUAUAAGCUGUGUCCUAUCAGAUGGCAAGACAUUUGAGAAAGCAGGAGUUAAUGUGUCAGUGGUGCAUGGGAUGUUACCUGCAGGAGCUGCCCAACAGAUGAGAUCCAGAGGGAAGAAGCUUAAAGAGGGCAAACUCCCAUUCUUCGCUUGUGGCAUUAGCUCAGUGAUCCACCCUAGAAAUCCCAACUGCCCAACAGUACACUUCAACUACCGCUACUUCGAAGUAACAGAAGAAGAUGGAAACAAACAAUGGUGGUUUGGUGGAGGAACAGAUCUUACACCAUGUUACAUAGAGGAACAAGACAUAGUCCACUUUCACAAGACAUACAAAACUGCCUGUGACAAACAUGACAAAAGUUACUACCAGAAGUUCAAAACUUGGUGUGAUGAUUACUUCUAUAUAAAACACAGAGGAGAAAGAAGAGGAGUCGGAGGAAUAUUUUUUGAUGAUUUAGACACUCCAUCUCAAAAUGAGGCUUUCAAUUUUGUGAAAAGCUGCGCAGAAUCUGUUGUCCCAUCCUAUGAACCAAUCGUCAAGAGGAACAUGAACAAAGGAUAUGGUUAUGCUGAUAGACAAUGGCAGCUUCUAAGACGUGGUCGUUAUGUAGAGUUUAACCUUGUCUAUGAUAGAGGUACAAAGUUUGGUCUUCUUACUCCAGGGGCCAGAAUAGAGAGCAUUCUUAUGUCUCUACCCACAUAUGCUAAAUGGGAGUACAAACAUUCCCCUAAAGAUGGCACUAGAGAGGCUGAACUGCUAGAAGCAAACCUAGCUAGGACCUGCUCAUGCACGUGCAACAUAUAAAUAAAUGAAGAACAAGCCAGU